Messenger RNA from Brassica oleracea var. oleracea, 3924 nucleotides. RefSeq lists its product as uncharacterized. The transcript has 3 exons. Gene Ontology annotation, molecular function: nucleic acid binding. Bases 1 to 3924 code for a protein of 1307 amino acids. The record is from RefSeq and is a predicted model, not a curated record. Gene Ontology annotation, biological process: DNA integration. NCBI's taxonomy places the organism in Eukaryota, Viridiplantae, Streptophyta, Magnoliopsida, Brassicales, Brassicaceae.
AUGGAGACUCGGCAAUCAAUGUCUUUAAACGACAUGAACAAACAAAUUGAAGAACUCAGGGCUUCACAAGCUCAACAAAGUGAAGAGAUUCGUAAGGAUCUCGGUGGUGAAAUCUCAACACUUAAAGAUAUUAUAGAAAAGUACUUUGCUAACUCUCCACCCUCUAACCAGCGUGAAGGAAAGCAAGGAGAAACAACUUCUGAUCUUACAGCUGCAGAUAUUGACCGGCGACCCGUCCCACCCGAUCGUUUUUCUCCAGACCAGAGUACAUCAAAAACAGAUCACCAUACCCACGACCAUACGCAGAACCAAAACCAGAGCCAUCCUAAUACCUUAUCGUCACGAUUGACGAAGAUAGGAUUCCCAAUGUUUGAUGAUUCAGAACUCCGAGAAUGGAUUUAUCGUUGCGAGCAAUUCUUCUUAAUUGAUAGUACUCCACCAGAAGUAAAGGUCCAUCUCGCCCCUCUUCAUAUGACCGGCAAGGCUUUACAAUGGCAUCAUGCGUAUAUUGCCAACCGCAACAACAUGUUCCUUCUAUGGCCAGAAUAUGUUGCGGCAAUAUCUGAACGAUUCAGUGAGCUUUUCGAUGACCCCUUAUCAGAACUAGUAAGUUUGAAACAAGGGAAUGACGCCAUUGACGUCUAUCUAGAGAAGUUUGAUGGUGCUAUGACAAGAAUCACACUUGCUCUGGAUCAUGCCUUGAGUAUUUUCUUCACAUUUAUGAACCAGCACUUAGCUCUUCACGUCCGCCAGUUCAAUGUCACGACUGUACCACCAGCAGCAAGAAUAGCAAAACUUCAUGAGUUAUCCUUGGCGCAUACACCGGCGAAAAAAUCUCGACCAGCUUUCAGCUCAUCUCAACGAUCAAACUUCACACAAAACAAGAAUCAACAAAACAGCUCAACCUCAGCCGCACCUAACUCCAUCGGCAAUCAAAAUAACAAACCACUACUCUCUACCGCACCUCAGAAACAAUUUAGUUUCGACGAGAUGCAGGAACGGAAACGUAAGGGUUUGUGUAUGUAUUGUGAGGAACCAUUCACACCUGGUCAUCAGCUUAAGCACAGGCGUUUUGAUUUCUUGUUGUUGGAAACAGAUCCAACAGAGUUUGAUGACGAAAUCGCGCUAGAAGAACAGAUACGCGAAACAACUAUCGAGGAUCAAGACGAUAAGAUCCCCACUAUUUCUGUCCACGCCCUCAAUGGUUCCUCUACAUAUAAUUGUAUGCGACUUUUUGGACAGUACGGGAAGAAGAAGCUACAUAUACUGAUUGAUCCCGACAGUACACACAAUUUCCUCGAUCUUCAAAUGGCUAAAGGUUUAGGUUGUUCUUUGACUCCGAUAAAACCGAUGUCAGUAGCUGCAGCAAGUGGCGACCUGAUCACAAAAUAUAAGUGCAGUACCUUCACUUGGAAAAUGCAGGGAUAUAAUUUUGUGUCUGAAUUCAGAACAUUUCUGUUAGGUUGUAGCGACGUGGUACUUGGUGUGCAAUGGCUCUCUACACUUUGUCCUAUUAUUUGGGAUUUUCUCAACCUUAGAAUGGAGUUCACGUUCUGUGGUUUGAAACAUGUCCUUCGAGGACUCACUCCAAAUGUUUCUAAAGUUAUAUCAGGAAGCAACUUGAAUAAACUUAUGCUACACAACCCCGAUAUCGCAUUGCUUCAAUUACGUGACCUCAACGAUUCGGUUCUUCCUCAACAGCCGCUUACCCUUGAUACAAUACUCUAUCAUAUAGAAGCUAGUAACCCAGGAGCAGAUGACGAUGGAGCACUUCAACGUUUGUUAGACUCUUACUCAGAUAUUUUCUCUAAGCCUUCUUCCCUUCCUUCAUAUCGUGAUGGCUUCAAUCAUAAGAUACCCCUCGAAGCAGGCUCAAACCCUGUCAACCUGCGACCAUAUCGCUAUUCCUCGUUACAGAAAGACUCAAUCGACAAAAUGGUCCAGGAGAUGCUGACGCAAGGAAUUAUUCAAUAUAGUUCCAGCCCUUACGCACCACCAGUGGUCCUUGUGAAGAAAAAAGAUGGCUCAUGGCGACUCUGCGUUGAUUAUCGAGGUCUAAACAAGAAAACAAUUAAAUAUAAAUAUCCUAUUCCACUCCUAGAAGACCUUCUCGACGAACUUGGUGGCGCAAAAGUUUUCUCCAAACUCGACUUAAGAGCAGGAUUUCAUCAGCUUCGAAUGUCUCCCGAUGAUGUGCAUAAGACAGCUUUCCGCACUCAUUCUGGUCACUAUGAAUACCUCGUCAUGCCAAUCGGCUUAACGAAUGCGCCAUGCACGUUCCAAGGCCUCAUGAACCACGUUUUUGAGCCCAUCCUUCGGAAAUUUCUACUGGUUUCCUUUGACGACAUUUUAAUAUACAGUAAAAGCUGGGACGAGCAUCUACUACACUUGGAAACGGUUUUCUCCAUCCUGCAACACCAACAGCUUUAUCUCAAACAGUCAAAGUGCACUUUUGGAGCAACCAAGAUUGAAUACCUUGGUCACUUCAUAUCCAACGAAGGCGUUAGUACCGACCCUGCAAAAAUCAAAGCAGUUGAACUAUGGCCAACUCCAGCUAAUCAGAAACAACUCCACAGUUUCUUGGGUCUUGCAAAUUAUUACCGACGCUUCAUUCAAGGGUAUAGCAUCAUCACUCGUCCUCUUACACUCCUCCUACGCAAAGACGGCUUUAUAUGGGGAUCUGAAGCCGCUGUCUCUUUUGACAUAUUGAAAGAGUCUCUUAUAUCAGCACCUGUCUUGGCUCUUCCAGACUUCUCAAAAAUGUUCGUCGUCGAAACCGACGCAUCUCAAACAGUACAAACAUGGAAUGCGUACUUGGCUCACAACCUAUUCAUCAUCAAGACGGAUCAACAGAGUCUCAAAUACUUACUUGAGCAGAAGAUCACCACGCCCUUUCAGCACAUGUGGCUCUCCAAACUAAUGGGCUACACCUUUGAGAUUCAAUACAAGCAAGGAAAAGAGAACGUCGCGGCCGAUGCACUUUCGCUAGUCUCAGGGUCUCAGUUACUUCACCUAACUUUGUCACAGGCUCAACACACGUUCUUUGAGGAUUUAAAACAACUAUGGGAUACAGAUCCAAAACUCAAGAAGAUUGUCUCCGACUUACAGACCAACCCUUCUCUACACGCCGCUUACUCCUUCGUUAAUGGUGAAUUACGGCGACACGGUAAGUUAGUUGUUGGGAACGACACAACAAUAAAGCUCCAUAUCUUCAAGUGGCUCCACGACUCUGCAGUUGGUGGCCACUCUGGGCGCGAUGCUACAUUACAGAGGAUCAAAUCUCUGAACUGUUCGAUUUGUCAACGAAACAAAUAUGACUUAACCGCCAAACCUGGCUUGCUUCAACCCCUUCCUGUUCCGGCUGGUGUAUGGGAAUCAAUCGGCUUAGAUUUCAUCGAAGGUCUUCCUCCAUCUUCAGGAAAACAUUGUAUCUUGGUGGUUAUUGAUAGACUGAGCAAAAACGCUCACUUCUUGGCCUUAUCACACCCUUAUACAACUUUAGAUGUUGCCAAAACUUACAUGGACCAGGUAUUUCGUCUUCAUGGGAUGCCUAAAGACAUCACCAGCGACAGAGAUCCAACAUUCCUCAGUGAGGUUUGGCGUGAGAUGUUCCGUGUUCAUGGCGUUGACUUGAACUUCUCUACUGCCUACCAUCCACAGUCAGAUGGGCAGACUGAAGUCACCAACAAAAUGCUUGAAACAUACCUGCGGUGUAUGGCUUCCGACACUCCUCACACAUGGAGCUCGUGGCUUCCUUUAGCCGAGAGGUGGUACAAUACGACGUAUCACUCAGCCAUACGCAGUACUCCGUAUGAGAUCAUUUACGGCCAGCCACCUCCUCUUCAUAUGCCAUAUCUUCCUGGUGAAAGCUCUUCCCCGGUUGUUGAUAGAACGCUACAGAAAAGAGAAGAGUUAUUGACAUGA